AUGGGUACCGAAUAUGAAAAAGAUCAUAUCAAAAAGCUGCAGGAGCAGCGUAUGUCCAUGCAAAAGAAAACCUUCACAAACUGGAUGAAUAACAUCUUCUCCAGGAGUAAUGUAAAGAUUGAGAUAGAAGAUAUGUACACAGACUUGAAGGAUGGCAUCUCUCUCAUGAAACUCCUGGAGCUGCUCUCUGGAGAAGCUUUGCCCAAGCCGAACCGGGGAAAGAUGAGAGUGCAUUUUCUAGAGAACAACAGCAAAGCCAUUACAUUUCUGAAAUCCAAGCAGGUACAAGUAAAAUUUAUUGGUCCUGAGAAUAUCGUAGAUGGUGACAGAACCUUAAUCCUGGGACUUAUCUGGAUCAUUAUACUUCGAUUUCAGAUUUCGUCUAUCAAACUUGAUAAGGUAAAACAGUCUGAUGUUCUAUUUGCCAAUGAAGCCUUACUACUCUGGUGUCAACAUAAAACUGCCAGCUAUUCCAAUGUGAAUGUGAAGGACUUCUCCAAAAGCUGGAGUGAUGGGCUGGCCUUCAACGCACUCAUACAUGCUCACAGGCCUGAUCUUAUCCACUAUAGCUCACUGCGGCAGGACCAGUCCAUCAAAAACCUGAACAAUGCCUUCAAUGUUGCUGAGAAAGAGUUAGGAAUCGGCAAACUGCUUGAUGCUGAGGAUGUGGCAGUACCAUAUCCAGAUGAGAGAUCCAUCAUGACUUAUGUGUCACUCUAUUACCACUACUUCUCCAGACUGAAACAAGGACAGACAAUACAAAAGCGACUUACCAAA
Messenger RNA from Tauraco erythrolophus (red-crested turaco), 777 nucleotides. NCBI's taxonomy places the organism in Eukaryota, Metazoa, Chordata, Aves, Musophagiformes, Musophagidae. The record is from RefSeq and is a predicted model, not a curated record.